UAAAGAAAAUCCACAUUUGUUCAAUGCUUUAUCAAUUCAGUUUAUUUAUCUAACACAUUUAAUGAAAGUCAAGUCAAAAGUCAUUGUCUGAUCCUCACAGCGCUCCUAGACCUCAACAACUAUAAAUGCACAGUGGAUGUAUUUAACACACAUCUUCCAGCAAUGCGUUGAACAAGGAGAAAUGAUGCUAGGUAUGAGAUGUGUGUCCUGCAAACUCCAAAUUUCUAUGGGCUUUCCAUAAAAAUGACAGUCUGGAUGGGGAUGAAGCCAGGAGACUUGUGCAAUGACGUUUAAAAUCAUUACCUUUUGACACAACAUUUACAACAAUAAACCUCUUGAUAAUAGCCGGCCAUGGUUCUGCUACAGGGUCAGUGGUGGGUUCCUCAAAACUGUUAGUGUUUCCACACCACCCAGCAUUUACACAUGGUGAUCUUUCUGCUCUAGAUCCAUCUAUGGAAUAUGUUACAUUAAGAUAUGUUACCCUUUUGCAUGUCUUGGCAAAACAGUCAAUCGCAGUUAUACAAUUUUCAGGGUACAUUUGAUGAUACAUGGUCAACAUCGCAUUUCCGUCCUCCUCAUUCAAGAUUGUUUGCUGGAAUGGAGACAGAGGCUCCACUGUACAGUUUUCUAACAGCAGUCAUUCUGCCAACAUACAAACAUUGUGGUUCAGAUAAAGCAUAUCAGCUGUGUCAUCAUGUGGCAAAGUCCCAACCAUUUGACUUUCUAAGAUACUGGCAAAUUCAGCACCAUAUUCACAUGUCCAUACGAAGCUGCUGACUCUGCUGAAACUGCCUCAUUAUCUGGACCUCAAUUGUCCUAUUGUUGUUAUUAAACUUCCCAAGUAUUCCAUUAAAAUGCUGAAAUGAAAAGCACCAAAAUGAAUAAACUGGUCCGUAGUCUAACAUGCAUUCUUUCAAAUGAAGAUGUAAAUGCAUACUGGGGGUGCAGUGCAACAGGCCAAAAAGUUCAACAAAUUUUGAAAGAAAUGUCUGCAGGUAUCCAUCUGCUACUUCCAGCCUGUUUUGGUUCCACGCUUUGACUCGUGACCUCAUCUGUGAUUGGAGGAACAUACCACAUCACUGUGGCCUAGCACCUGAUUGGCCGAGGAAGAGCUUGUGUCUUUGGAAAAUGGAACUCUCCAAACCAAGGAGAAAAAGACAGCAGCGUCAUUGUGAACACUGUGACAAUGAACUGUCACACUCACAAUACUUUGACCAUAAAAAACGGUACUGCAAAAAUGGAGUUUGGGAAAAGAAGUCUAACAAUAGACAGUGUAUAAGAUGAUGCAUCAGACCUGCCAUCCAGUCAUGAUAAUACCGGAGAGAUGCAUACACAAUCAUUUGACGUCCUUGAACAGACUGGAUUAGAAGAAGUUCAGGAGUGCGACAGUUCACACAAUGCUGAUGAUGAUGAAAGCAUCGAUCUGUUCCUUGAUUCCAGUGAUUCAGAUGAAGAAGCAAAUACCUUUCUGGAUGAGUAUGAGGCUGUGACAUUUUCUUCGCUGCUUACAAUGGCUAGACGUGGCUUCAGUUUCAGCACCCCCGAGACUCCUCAGCCGGGACGUGGGCUGGGUGACCGAAACACCCCAGUGAGUCCCGCAAUGGAUAACAAGAUGCUACUUACAGCUAUCACUGGCUUAUCUCAUCAGUUGAGCAAGUUUGCUGCCGAUGUCCCCAGGGAGUUUAAGGCGAUCAACGGGAGACUACAGUCUAUCGAAGAUCAACUUACUCAAUGUGAGUCAAACGGCUGCUCGACGGAGGAACUGAAGAGGAAAAGGCGACUGCACAAUCCUAAAAUCGCGGAGGCAGUCCGUCGACUACACAACUCUAAGGCAAACUGUAGGCGCUAUGACCCGGAGCAAGGAUUAAGCUCGCCAUAUAAUGAGACGGUCACCUCAUUUUUACUGGGAGCACUGUCCAUAAGCCCGGAAUUGCACGAUGAAGGCCUGGAUAAAAAUGACUUUGUUGUUGCCUGCAAGACAUACUAUGAGACCGUCUGCAGAAAUUUCUGAUACAGCCAGCCAGAGCUAGCAAGUGUGGCUGCAGCUAAUAAGACCUCAGCCCGGAGUCGCCAGAGGAGGAAGAGGCUCUUGGAAGCGAGGCAAAGUGUACUGGCUGUGGACGAAGUGGACUUCUGGAGGGGAAUCACCGCUGACAUGAUGUCAGAUGAAGAAGACGGUGCUGUUGAUGGAGUCUCAGGGUGGAUUGUGAGACCUCCAUCAUUCCGCAGCCAGGAACUCAGCAAUCUGUGUGCUAAGCUGCAGGCGAGACUAGAAGCCAGUCCAAAGUAUGCAGCACUGCAUCACCGGCGUCUGCGAACUGGGCUGUGGUCUAACAGAAGGCCACCACAUACCUACGACCCCGAGGCAGCAAAAAGACAUUUGACGCCAAAUGUGAUGCCAUGAAAAUAAUCUCUGGCUCCUUUUUGUGUGUUCAUUUUUCC
Molecule: messenger RNA, 2442 nt
Organism: Hemibagrus wyckioides
Lineage: Eukaryota; Metazoa; Chordata; Actinopteri; Siluriformes; Bagridae
Exons: 7
Coding region: 1325-2011 (228 amino acids)
Source: RefSeq, a predicted model, not a curated record